AUGGAAGAACCUCCUCUACCCUCUCCGCAAGCUUCUGUUCGCUCAUUACCGAGCGUCCGUUGCCGCUGUAGAGCGCACAAAGAAGACCACAUCGAUUACGAUAUCAACGAUAUGGUGGAUUUUCUCUCAGAGUCCCUCCAGAAUGUUAUCGAUCCUUACUCUGUUGAAGAACUCGAAGGAGAUAUUGAACAUCUCAUUUUCACUAGCAAUGCACCAAAAAAGUUCAUAUUUGAUGCCAUGGACUUGAUGCAUAAAUGGCUGUGGCUCUAUGCCAAGAUUCCCGUGGAAUACGCGGUUGGCAUAGACGUCUUCAUCGUUUGCCUCAAGAUUUCGAAGGACUACAACCACAGGGUGCGUUAUGAACUGGCCGACUGGGCCUUCUGUAUGGGAUUUGGCUUGAGCUCUCUAGAAUAUCACGAAGCACAUCUGCUACGCUUUGCCCUUUGGUUGGCUCAGAGCUCGGAAUAUGCAGGCUGUGCCAUUUCUCGAAGGUGGAAGAAAGCGUGGAAGCAGUUCCUAAAGCGGCGUGCGAAGGGUAAGAAACGUGCCAAGACCGUUUGA
Molecule: messenger RNA, 561 nt
Organism: Lasiodiplodia theobromae
Lineage: Eukaryota; Fungi; Ascomycota; Dothideomycetes; Botryosphaeriales; Botryosphaeriaceae
Product: Cyclin-like protein
Exons: 2
Coding region: 1-561 (186 amino acids)
Source: RefSeq, a predicted model, not a curated record